Panthera uncia (snow leopard) is the source of this 3243-nucleotide messenger RNA. Its product is annotated as collagen alpha-1(I) chain-like. Gene Ontology annotation, molecular function: calcium ion binding. Lineage: Eukaryota; Metazoa; Chordata; Mammalia; Carnivora; Felidae. Gene Ontology annotation, biological process: negative regulation of protein sumoylation. The coding region runs from base 1 to 3243 and encodes 1080 amino acids. The record is from RefSeq and is a predicted model, not a curated record. The transcript is spliced from 15 exons.
AUGGCCAAAUGCUGCGUGGGCUGCGGAGGCCGGGCCCCUGAAGGACUCCCAGCCCUGACGCAGCCGUGGGCCCGGAGGCCAGGGUGCCGGCGCGAGGCUGUGCCCUGCACAGAGCUCGGGGCAGCAGCUGCCAGCGCGGACACGUCCGCGCCCAGCCGGGAAGGCGCGGGGGGCCGUGUGCGGGCCGUGGGCACAGUGCUGACCCGUGCAGCGGACAGGGCCCCCGCCGAGGAACACCGCGGCUGGCUGCCCUCAGCCCAGCGAGACAGCCGCCCAAACAGAGCCACCUCCCUGGGCCUUGGCCCGGGGACAGGAGGCGAGGAGGGGGUUACUGCAGGCCCCAGGUAUUUUGGUGAGCCGGAGGCCGGCUGGGGAGGGUGCGGGCGCCAGCGACACCUCCAGCUGGCGGGCGUUCUUGGCAGCCGUGUCCCCAGGAUUGCGUCCCGGCGGGUGAGGCGCACGUCAGGCCCUCCAGCCUCUAGUUGCCCCGGGGGCCAGUGUGGCUGUGGAGGGGGCUGUCGGGGGGAGGAAGGGGGGUGCCCGGCUGCCGGCACCGGGCAGGAGGGGCCCCCCGGCCCUGAGGUUCUCCUGUGCAUCCCGCCAACCAAAACGACUGCCCGGGCAAGACACAGCCAGAGAGCCGAGGAGGGAGAAACGCGGGCUCUGACCAGGACUCCCGAGCGGGCUGUUGUGGGGGCUGCUGUGGGGGAUGAGGUUCCCAGGGGAGCAAGGGGCAUCCCCUGCCCACCGGGCCUUUGGGACAAGCCUCUGGCUGCCCUCACGGUCCACAUCCCCGAGUCUGAUCCGCGAGCCUGCCUGCCGGGCCGCCAGGAGGGCACGGUCCUCGGUGAACUGGUCCACGCGUCUGACCACACGCUCCCCUUCCUUCCGUGUCUGGCCUGCGACGGCGAAGAUUUCGAGGCAGCGCGUCCUCGAGGAGCUGCUCCCCGCCCGGAUUCAGACCCAACCGGUGCGGGUGGUGACGCCCACUGGCGCACCCUGGGGGUGGGGGGGCUCGGGAAGCGAGGCCGGGAGGCAGUACCAGCUGUGCUGCAGGGCGUGCUGGCAUCCGGGAGCAACCGGGAAGCUCAGACUGGACGCCUGGGCUCUGGGUCCCCAGCGUUGCAGGACCUGAGGCGGCAGAAAGGACGAAACCCCCGCCCCUGUGGGAUGCACACGCCUCCAGGGAAGUCUCAGGAUGGGGUGGCUCUGGACGGCGGCCACCGGCCCCAGAGCCCACAGCCUGAGGGGAGCCUGGGCGGGGGCAGGGUCACAGUGCAGGCCACCCCUCACGGGAACGCCCAGGCCUUCCGCCGGCUUCGGCCCCGGCCAUCCUGGGAACUGCCACAGCCGGUGGUCACCCCCGACUCGGCAGGGCCGAGGGGCCCCUGCCCCAGCCCGAUGCUGACGCUCCGGCACCAGGUUUGGGGGGAGAAUCAGUCCCCUGCUGUGCAAAGCCAAACGUUCGCACCACAAAGGACGUCCCCCUGCCAGCCAGCCAUCUGCACCGGGCGGCCUCUCCGAGGACCGUGUACGCGGCUGGCCGUGCUCGGGGCCCCGGCCUCCCAGCAGCAGCGCCAGCCGCUGGGGCCCCUCCCAGCGCCUUCCAGGAGAGCCCGGGGCCGACCCGCCUUCCCCUCCCGUGCAGACUCUGGGGGCCCGCUGGCUGAAAGCUGCGAGGUGCCCGCCCUGGGCAAGCUGCCAGCAGCCCUCGAGCCCACGUCUGCUCUCGGGGCCUGGAACAAGCGGGCCUCCAGGAAGGGGGGGCCCCAGCUGCCCCUGCACCUGGUGGGAAGGGGCCAUGAUUCAGAACUGCAGCCAGACCCCGGUGGCCGCUACAUCGAGGGGGAUGAGAGGCUGCCACGCAACCUCUUGCGGGCAGAGAGUCCACAGCAGGGGCUCCUUGGAGAGGCCAGCCCUGUGGACACAGGCCCCAUAGAUGCAGGCCCAGUGGACGCAGGCACCGUGGAUACAGUCCCCGUGGACGCAGGCCCUGUGGACACAGGGCCCGUGGACGCAGGCCCAGUGGAUGCAGGGCCCAUGGACGCAGGCCCCGUGGACGCAGGCCCAGUGGACGCAGGGCCCAUGGAUACAGGCCCCGUGGACGCAGGCCCCGUGGACGCAGGGCCCGUGGACGUAGGCCCCAUGGAUGCAGGCCCCAUAGAUGCAGGGCCCAUGGACACAGGCCCCGUGGACACAGACCCUGUGGAUGCAGGCCCCGUGGACGCAGGGCCCGUGGACACAGGCCCCGUGGAUGCAGGCCCCGUGGACGUAGGGCCCAUAGACACAGGGCCCGUGGACUCAGGCCCCGUAGACACAGGCCCCGUGGAUGCAGGGCCCGUGGACUCAGGCCCCGUGGACUCAGGCCCCGUGGACUCAGGGCCCAGUGGACGCAGGCCCUGUGGGCGCAGGGCCUGUGGACGCAGGGCCUGUACCCCCACGGCCCUGCAGGAGGCGGAGAGGCAGGCCCAGGACCGCCUGCCGGUGUCCCUCCUGGCCCAGGCUUUGGCCUCCGGGAAUCGCUGCCUCAGAGCCUUCUCCAGGGACAGGCUUGAUAGAGGCCGGGGCCACGUCGACACCACCCUGAGGAGGCCCACGUGGACUCCCGUGGCCCGGGCCUGCUGCCAAAGCUUCCUUUGGGGUCUCUGUGUGGUGCCCACUGGAAAUCGAGGUGUGGUGAUUCAGGGCCCCAAGGGCGCCUUUGUGGGGGGCUCGGGGAAGGCCAGCAAGCCCCCGCUCGCAGAGGCCGAGAAAGUCCUGGGGACGCGAGAGGAGCAGAGGGUAGGGCCUGGGCCCGGCUCGUGCCAACGGCCCCCACCAGGCGGGAACCCCUGGGGUGGACACGCCGGACAGCUGGCCGCCCUGAAGCCCGACCUGCGCGUCCGGCCCCCAGCUCCGGUCACUGUGCUGCGGCCUCGGAGCUGUGGUUCCCCCCCAUCUGGGGCCCCAGGGAGCCAAGGCUCCAAACAGGGGAAAUUCAUUCUCUCUGGAGGCCAGUGGUCCGAGAUCGAGAGUCUCAGUGCCAUGCCGCCCGGAGAAUCUGGAGGAGGACGCUUCCUGUCUCUUCCAGGUCUGGUCGUGCCGGAGCCCCUGGCUUUCGACCACGUGUCCCCAGUCUCCGUCUCCGUCAUCUCAUGGCUUCUCUGUGGGGUCUGCAGCGUCCUCUCUGAGGACGACGGUCCUACCCGGGCCUCCUCAUCCCGGACGACACCCUCUGAGCUCGUCACACCUGCAAGUCCCUGA